AUGCAACGAAGCGGUAGAUACUACCGUAAGUACCGUACGGUACCGUAGUAAAUGGCAGGUAGCGCCAUGCUGCAUGCACAUUCUCACGAAUCGAAUGCUAUGUACAUGGCUGCCCUGUCUUUCUGAAAUUCUGUUAGUGUUACUAUUAGGAAUAUUAUAGGAAACUGAUGUGAUCAUGGACCAGGAUGUAACACUGACGAUUCGCAUGAAGAGAAUAACAAGAAAGAAGGUAUUUGCUGAGACUGUAUCAACCAAGCAAGUGAAUGACCACCCACCAGAAUGGAAAUGUUGCAAUAUCUGUUUCAGGAGUGCCAUUGAUAUCAACAAGCACACAUCCAUUGAACAUGGGGAAGAGAUUCAGAGCAAAACAUUGGCUGCUCUAAAAGCUCUGAAAAGAGGCAAAUCUACAUUCAGCAGCUCUGAAGAUAUUUUUGAAAGUGCAUCAGCAGGAGAGGGACUGGAAGAGCAUUAUCGCAGAUCAGGAAAGCCUUAUGAUCAGAACAAGAUUCCAGACCAUGGUUUCAGUCCACCUGAUGUGGAUGCAAGUGAGGGCAUUAGUGAUUGCAGAAAAAAACUCCCCUCAUACUCUGAGGAUGAAGUGCGACCCUGGUUACCUAUAAAGUGCAAUAAGAAUACUGAAGACGAAGGAAGCUAUUUCGACAACAAAAGCAUGACACAGGAAGGCCAAGUCCUUCUGUUCUACAAAUAUGUUGAAUUGACCGAUCCACCUGAUAUAUGUGAAUGGCAGAAAGAGUUAUGCAGGAGACUACAUUUAAAUGGAAAGAUCAGGAUAGCUAGAGAAGGUUUAAAUGGUACAGUUGGUGGGGCAUUAUCGAACACUCAGAAGUACAUUGAAGCAGUCAUGUCACACCCAUGCUUCACAGGCAUGAAGAAAGAAGAUUUCAAGACAAGUCAAGGAGGUCAUGAAAGUUUUCCUGGUGGUCUAAUUGUCUCAUUACAUCAAGAGAUUGUUCCAAUGGGUGUAGAUCCUAAGCUGAUCAGUUUCAAAGAGGCAGGUUCUCACCUUACCCCCACCCAGUUUCAUGAAGAAGUUCAGCAAAACAGAAAAGCCAAGGAAAGUGGGAAAAAGACAGAUACAGUCUUCAUUGACUGCAGGAAUUUCUAUGAAAGUAGAAUUGGUGCUUUCCCAGAUGCAAUCACUCCAGACAUUCGAAAAUUUAGCUACUGGCCUGAGUAUGUGGAUAAGAAUGAAGCAGUGUUUGCAGACAAGAAGGUCCUUAUGUACUGCACUGGAGGUAUCAGAUGUGAAAGGGGAUCAGCCUAUCUAAGAUCAAAGGGAAUCUGCAAAGAAGUGUUCCAGCUUGAAGGUGGUAUCCACAAGUAUCUUGAUCGCUAUCCAGAUGGCUUCUUCAGAGGAAAAUUGUUUGUCUUUGACAACCGCUUUGCUAUUCAGACAAACCGGGAUGUCAUAGCAGAAUGUUUCCACUGUUCGAAGCCUUGGGAUGAAUACCAACCAUGCAGCAGUGAACACUGUCAUCAGCUAGUCCUUUCCUGCCUAUCCUGUAGGACCUCUGGACUAACCACCUGCUGCCAGAGAUGUGCGGAAUUAGCUCUUCACUAUGCCUCUGACAACAAGAUGAAGAAAAAGAAGGAGGAAUGCAACUGCACCAAGAACCGAGUGAGGAUUCCUGUUGAAAUCUUGGAUAACAGUUCUGUGCAUUCUGCAAGCAGCAUCAAUGAAUCAUGUCAAGACACCUUGAGUAAAGGAGCUAUGCCUAGUUGAUGGUUGUUACUAAGGCAAUGCAGUGGCAUUGUGGAGGUAGAGAAAAACAAUGUUUGAAUUCCAUAUGUGAUUUGCUUGAAUUGUAUUUUGCCAGAAACCAUCUUGAAAAUUCUUCUUCACUUUUAAUCAAGUUGCAUCCAGAGGUUAAUUUGAUAGUAAUUGUAAUGACUAUUACUCAUAUAGUUUUCAUUGAAAGAGAUUUAUAUGAAAUCAUUCAACGAUAUUGGUGCAAUAAUACAUACUCUUACUCACUCUCGGUCUCUCACAUAUUUGCGCAAUUCUAUCUCAGUAUCACCCUACACAUAGUCUUCAUUCAUCAUCAGAUGCUUCCUACACAGAGAAAAAUUCAAAGCUAUGAAAUGAACUACCUAUUCAAUUAAUGCCAAUUUUCAUCAAGAGCGUUCUGUUGGCUCACUUUAUUACCAAUGCAGUAAACAAAAUUAUAAUGAAUAUUAAAUUGCAAUUUACUUGUAUUAAAGGAUAUCAGUAAAAAUUUGAAUUGUAUUUAAUUGCAAUAAAUAUCUAUAUACUGUAGAGUAGGUGAUGGGAAUUAUGCUAACAAAGAUCUCCUAAAACUUUUUUCUGGAUUUAUUCAGUUUGAUUUCAUCUGGUACUCACUACCUAAGAAAAGAAAGUGGAAAUUACCCUUGAUUUAUUCUUUGUUUUGGAAUGUUUACCUGUUGACCUUCCCUUUUGUCUUGUAGAAUAUGUGUGCUCUAUAAAAUUACAGUAAUCUCCUAAGGAGUGAAGCAAUAUCUUAUUACACAGAUCAUACAUAAAGGUACACACAGAUUUUGGUUAUCAAAUCUUUAAAAUCUGAAUUUAGGCGUGUAUGUGCUUACCA
Molecule: messenger RNA, 2588 nt
Organism: Lytechinus pictus (painted urchin)
Lineage: Eukaryota; Metazoa; Echinodermata; Echinoidea; Temnopleuroida; Toxopneustidae
Product: thiosulfate sulfurtransferase/rhodanese-like domain-containing protein 2
Exons: 8
Coding region: 176-1744 (522 amino acids)
Source: RefSeq, a predicted model, not a curated record